Messenger RNA from Musa acuminata AAA Group (dessert banana), 1896 nucleotides. RefSeq names its product probable polyol transporter 6. NCBI's taxonomy places the organism in Eukaryota, Viridiplantae, Streptophyta, Magnoliopsida, Zingiberales, Musaceae. The record is from RefSeq and is a predicted model, not a curated record. Bases 68 to 1603 code for a protein of 511 amino acids. Gene Ontology annotation, molecular function: carbohydrate transmembrane transporter activity. Gene Ontology annotation, cellular component: membrane. The transcript has 2 exons. Gene Ontology annotation, biological process: transmembrane transport.
CACAGAGAGAGAGAGAGAGAGAGAGAGAUUGCAGAAGUUAUUGCAUCGAGAGAGAGAGCGAGAGAAGAUGGAGGGACAGGGAGAGAGCGGUGUGUCGGCAAGAGGAGCGAAAACGUAUGCCUUUGCCUGUGCUAUCAUCGCUUCCAUCAUCUCCAUCUUGAUGGGCUACGAUACCGGAGUGAUGAGCGGCGCCAUGCUGUUCAUGAAGGAGGAUCUCAACAUACAGGAUGAGCAGGUGGAGGUGCUUGCGGGGAUCAUGAACAUAUGCGCGUUGGUCGGAUCCUUGACCGCCGGGAGGCUGUCCGACUGGAUCGGCCGGCGCUACACCAUCGUCGUUGCCUCCAUCAUCUUCUUCGUAGGGGCGGUCUUGAUGGGCUUGGGUCUCAACUACGGCAUGCUCUUCUCCGGGAGGUGCAUCGCGGGCGUCGGGGUCGGCUACGCCUUGAUGGUCGCUCCUGUGUACUCGGCGGAGAUCUCUUCCCCGUCCUCCCGCGGCUUCCUCACCUCCCUCCCGGAGAUCUGCAUCAGCGCCGGCAUUCUGCUCGGGUACGUCUCCAACUACUUCCUGCGGCACCUCCCGCUGAAGUACGGCUGGCGUUUGAUGCUCGGCGUCGCCGCGGUGCCUUCGGUCAUGCUGGCCGUGGGGAUUCUGGCCAUGCCGGAGUCACCGCGGUGGCUGGUCAUGCAAGGCCGCCUCAGGGACGCCCGGGAGGUGCUGCUGCGGGUGUCGAACACGAAAGAGGAGGCGGAGCUGAGGCUACGGGAGAUAAAGGCGGCCGCGGGCGUCGACGAGAGCUGCACCGACGACGUCGUCGAGCCGGUCGCCACGCACCGCGGGGAGGGCGUCUGGAAGGAGUUGCUGCUCCGGCCCACCCCUGCGGUGAGGCGCAUCCUCAUCGCCGCCCUCGGCAUCCAUUUCUUCGAGCACGCUACCGGGAUCGAAGCCGUGGUGCUCUACACCCCGAGGAUCUUCAAGAAGGCGGGGAUCAGCAGCAGGAGCAAGCUCCUGUUCGUCACCAUGGGCAUGGGGGUCACCAAGACGGCCUUCAUCCUGGUGGCCACCUUCCUGCUGGACAAGGUGGGCAGGAGGCCCCUGUUGCUGACGAGCGUGGCCGGGAUGAUCCUGUCCCUCUCGAGCUUGGGGAUCGGGCUCACCAUGGCGGAUCACAGCCAGCAAACGCUGCCAUGGGCGCUCGGCCUCUGCAUUGCCUCCCUGCUCUUGUUCGUGGCCUUCUUCUCCGUCGGCCUGGCGCCCGUCACCUGGGUCUACAGCUCGGAGAUAUUUCCCCUGAGGUUGAGAGCACAGGGAGCCAGCAUGGGGGUGGCUGUGAACAGGCUGAUGAAUGGAACGGUGUCCAUGACCUUCAUCUCUCUCUACAAGGCCAUCACCAUCGGUGGUGCCUUCUUCCUCUUCGCAGGCAUUGCGGUCUUGGCCUGGAUCUUCUUCUUCUUCUGCUGCCCCGAGACGAAGGGGGUGUCCCUGGAGAGGAUCGAGGAGGUCUUCAGCAAGGGAUGCGAUGGAAGCUCAGUGGCCGAGGUCGAGGGAGUUGCCAUGGCGAAUGUAGCUUCUCCAAAUGGUCACCUAAAAUCAUCCAAGUCAUGAUACCAUACUAUUCUGCUUCCCCAAGAUGAUAUAUAUAGAAAUGAAUAGAAAAUGACAAAGCCGAUGCUUCGUUCAGCACGUCAAUUUUAGUGACUUAAAUAGCAUUACACAUUGGUGCAUUACAUAGAUACACAAUUAACUAUAUUUUAUGCUCAAUCUAAAAGCAUUCUAUAUAGGUCACAUCAAAGUCCAACCUCAACUAAAUAAAUAUCGGCGGUCGCAUUCAUGUAUUAUGAAGUAAAUUGAGAUACCGAAAGGUCUUCUUCGCAAUGGUAUUAAUGUUUUCUUGAGCA